Galdieria sulphuraria is the source of this 1336-nucleotide messenger RNA. Its product is annotated as selenide, water dikinase. Gene Ontology annotation, molecular function: NAD(P)H dehydrogenase (quinone) activity. NCBI's taxonomy places the organism in Eukaryota, Rhodophyta, Bangiophyceae, Galdieriales, Galdieriaceae. The transcript is spliced from 4 exons. Bases 117 to 1313 code for a protein of 398 amino acids. Gene Ontology annotation, biological process: aerobic electron transport chain. The record is from RefSeq and is a predicted model, not a curated record.
GUGUCACCUUAUCUUCUCUUAAGAAGUAUCACAGCUCUCAUAGAAGCUUGCAAAAGAUUAUCGUGACGACAAAUAUAGUUAUAUUGACUAUUUAUAUUGUGAGACAAGUUACGCUCAUGAAAAAGACGGUUGUUCUGGUUGGCCUAGGUCACUGCCACGUUCAGGUAGUGAGGAGCUGGAAUAAGGUUCUUGACAAGCAUUGGAAGAAGAUAGUUAUUUGUCCAGAAGAUAAAGUUGUAUAUAGUGGAAUGGUAACUGGAUGUAUAGCAGGCGACUACCAGUUGGAAGAAGCUUGCGUAGAUGUCAAGUCGGUUUGUAGUUAUUUUGGUUGGACUUGGGUCAAGUCCGCGGCCUAUGAAAUAAUACCUGAAAAACAAAGGAUUCGCUGUAGGUCCACAAGAGGAACCCAAUUUGAACUUUCCUACGACGUUUUAUCUAUCAAUGUUGGAUCAGAAACUCCUUCGUUGGGACAAGUCGCGGUUGAUGAGGCUGUGUUGAAAUGUGGCCGCAUCUUAACUGUUAGACCGAUUGGUACAGUAUUGUCCAAACUGGAUCGAUUGGAAAAGGAACUCUUAGAAGAGAGAAGCUGUAGAGAUUCUAUUGUUGUAGUUGGAGGAAGUUAUGCCGGUGUAGAACUCGCAUUUUGUUUAGAAAGUCGUUUGAGAAAGAAAGGUAUCGAUAACAACGUUUGUAUUAUUGAGUCAGCAUCGGAUGGUUUACGUCGUAACUUUGGUAUUUUACCAGCUAUGCUUAUAAGGAAUGCCUUGAGAGGAAGAAAUAUUCAAUAUGAAGAUAGUCUCCAUAUCGUUGCUAUCAAAGAGAGAGAAAUGUUUUUUCAGAAUGGUACUCGUUUACCUUAUGCUUUUAUACUUUUGUGUACUGGAGCUGAACCUCCCAAGUUUCUUCGACAAUGUGACUCUUUGGCUAAAGAUAACCAAGGGUUUGUAAAGGUACUGCCAACCCUGCAAACCUUAGAUUAUUCCAAUAUCUUUGCCUGUGGAGAUUGUUGUUCUUUUUUUGGAAAUCUUCCGAAAGCUGGAGUUUAUGCAGUUCGACAAGGAGCUAUUUUGGGAGAAAAUAUUCGCUUGUUGUGUGAGUCCUAUUCUUAUAAUUGGAAUCAACCCCAGCUUUAUCAUUUUUGUCCUCAGAAAUAUUAUCUUUCUUUAAUAUCAACUGGCGAUAAACGAGCAAUUGGCGUGAAAUAUGGUUUAGCUUGCUAUGGGCGUUGUCUAUGGAAACUGAAAGAUAAGAUUGAUCGAGAUUGGAUUCAUAAGGUCAAUCAAACAACGGAUGCAUCUCAUCAUUUUUGGUGAAUGAGAAAGAGAUGCAUUAGAAU